Molecule: messenger RNA, 1588 nt
Organism: Papaver somniferum (opium poppy)
Lineage: Eukaryota; Viridiplantae; Streptophyta; Magnoliopsida; Ranunculales; Papaveraceae
Product: transcription factor VIP1-like
Exons: 4
Coding region: 187-1215 (342 amino acids)
Biological process (GO): regulation of DNA-templated transcription
Cellular component (GO): nucleus
Molecular function (GO): DNA-binding transcription factor activity
Source: RefSeq, a predicted model, not a curated record
AUUAUUUCCUCUACUCUUUUUUGUCUCUCUCCCUCUAAAAUAGAGCCACGCACUCGCCCAUUAUUUCAACGCCUCCGUCGUUAAACCAACUACUUCUUCUCAGUUCUUCUUCUCACAGUCAUCUCCACAACCAGAACCCACCACUCUCAAUCAAUCGAAAAACUUACCUAACACAACACCAAAAAGAUGGAGCCUCAGUAUGAAAACCACGCCGGGAAAUCAUUUUCCGGUAGAAUUAUUGAGAUAGACCAGAUGACGGAAACACCACGGACGCGUCAUCGCAGAGCACAAUCAGAAACUCUUUUCAGAUUUCCUGAUGAUAUAUUAUUUGAUGCUGAUGUUGAUUUUAACAUGAAUGGGUUAGAUAUAUCUGAAGAAAAUGACGGAGGAGGAGGGUUUCAGAGGAAAUCAGAAGAGGAAGAAGAAUCUAAUGGAGGUUUUGAUGGUAGUGAGAAAUUUAUGGGAGGUAAAGUGGCGGGAACUACUAAUCAUUUUAGGAGUUUAUCAGUUGGAGCUGAUUUUUUUGAGGGGUUAGGGUUUCAACCAUCACCUGGUGGUGGUGGUGAUGUUGAGAAAUUUGGUGGGAAUGGUGGAAUUCAAGAGAGAAGGAUGCAUCAUAGACAUAGUAAUUCAAUGGAUGGGUUUUCUUCGUCUUAUGAAGCUGAUUCUUCUAUGGAUUAUGCUAAGAAAGCUAUGGGACCUGAUAGAUUGGCUGAAUUGGCUUUGAUGGACCCUAAGAGAGCUAAAAGAAUUCUUGCAAAUAGACAGUCCGCAGCAAGGUCCAAGGAGAGGAAGAUCCGUUACACCAGCGAAUUGGAAAGGAAGGUGCAAACACUUCAAACGGAGGCAACCACACUCUCGGCACAAGUCACAAUGCUACAGAGAGACACCACUGGUUUGACUAAUGAGAACAAAGAACUCAAAAUACGGUUGCAGUCAAUGGAGCAACAAGCACAUCUUAGGGACGCUUUAAAUGACACCCUAAAAGGCGAAUUGCAGCGGCUUAAGAUUGUUACAGGAGAAAUCCCAUCUUCCCACGGAAACUCUUUCAAUCGAGGAGCUCCUCAACCAUUUUAUUCCCAUUCACAGCCAAUUUGUCACUUUGGCAUUCCCCAGAACCAACAAGUACAUCAUGCGUCCCAGUCAUCAUCCAAUAGUCAGGGUCCCAGUGGUCAACCUCAACUCGGUUCUGUGGACUUCCACCAAAGGGUCUGAAAUUCAGCUUUUCAGCUCGGCAAACUUUCUGUACUCAUACAUUGGGUAUCCAAGACUUGGAAGGCAAAAUCAUCAAAAGAAAAGUGUUUGUUUCUUGUGUAUAUAUAUAUCUAAUAUGUGUACUGUAGUUGCAGGUGAAGCUUUUGAAGAGUAUAUUACUUCAGUCAGUAUGUGUCUGUAUUUUAUACAUAAUAGGCAUGAUGCGGCCUUUUCCAGUCAUAAACCUCGUUAGCGACACAAAUUUAGAUUGCAACGGGCAAUAGUUUUAAAUUGUUUUCUGAUUUUUGCUGUAAAAAUGUCAAGCUUAAAUAGUCGAUGGGUGUUGAUGAAAUUAUUUCCUGAACUUAUUAAAUAUUACGAUUCUGUUGUAUUA